UUUUUCUGAUGAUGCAUAAAAACAGAAAACAAACACUUAUGACUGCUUUUGUGGUCCAGUGCUGUUAAUGGUCUCCUUAUUUAGAUAAUCACGUCAUAAAGUGUCUGAGCUUAACCACCGAUACAUCUUAAACGCACUGCGCAACAUUAGCGACCGUUUUGUUUACACGGUGAUUAAAAACAGUCCUGACUAAUAGUGUCCAGCAGUGCUCAGAGUGCAGAAGGUUAGAGAUGCUGUGACGUGCGCUCAUUAGUCAUCAGAACUCAAGUCAAUCACACACACUCGCGCCCUCAGUUCUUCAGGAGGGGAGAUGCGCUUCACUGCCCCACUGCCACACUUAAACCCAACAGCAGCACAAAUGACCAAACCGAACACGUCUGUCCCGUGGGCAGGGAGGCUCUUGAGAGUGUUUGCGUGAUCCUUGGCUUGAGCUCAAUGUCUUCUGAAUGUACGUGGUCGAUUCUCGUCGUGUUGGGCUUCAUCCUGGCUGCAGAUGCUCAUGGAGGAACUGUAUGCACCGUAAGGUCAAGCACAGGCAAAGAAGUUCUCUUAGGUUCCAACUUCACCGUCUCCUGCAUCUUCAACAAGCCAUGCACUAAACAAUUGUUUCGGAAUAAUGAGCCAAUCAAGUAUGAGCUAUCUCCCAGGUCAAGAGAGGUGUUUGUGUAUAUUAGGAAUUUAACAACGUUGAGCAUCUUUACCUGCAAGUGUAAUGACAACCCAGAGCCUUGCGGAAUUGACAUCACUCCAGGAUACCCUCCAAACUUUCCGCAAAAUCUCACCUGUAUACGAAAAACGGAAUUUGGCAAUGUUAGUUGCACUUGGACAACAGGAAGGGAUACCAAAAUUGUGACCACAUGUCAAUUACGGGUUCAAGGUGAUCCACACCAUGGCUAUGAGAGUGUUAUGAACUCUUCAGGAUUUUGUUGGGCCACAUUCCCUAUCAAAAGCCGAAUGUCACAACUAACUGUGUCACUCAAUGUCUCUAAUAGCCUGGGCUCAAAUACCUCAGGUCCUCACACAUUUACCCUCAGCAAUAUAGUACAACCAUCAUUACCGAAAAUCAAGCAUGUGGACUGCUCCUCCCGAUGGUGCCACCUACACACUGACAACCACAGCAUGAACUUAGUGGAAGUCCAAUACAAAUCGCCAAAAGGCAUCUGGAAGAAAGUUCAGAUCAAUGGUAAGAAAAGUUUAAACAUAUCCUUGCUGGAGCCAUAUACAAAAUACAUGUUUCAGAUCAGGAGGAAAAUAAACCAAACCAUGGGUCUGUGGAGUUACUGGAGUCAAGCAAAGGAAGCAGAAACCAAAGAAGAAGCUCCUGACAAGGUCCUUGACUUCUGGUACCUCCGAGAACUGAAACCUUCACAAAGUGAAAAGUGUUUCCGCAUAUUUUGGAAGGAAUUAAGUGUGUCAGAUGCCAAGGGGAAAAUCCAUCAGUAUGAUAUAACUGUGAAGAAGGGGAACUCAAGAGAAAUCAUUGUAGUUCCACGCCGAAUAAAUGAGAGCAUAUGCUGCUCUGACUGCUCUGUUUCAGUCUCCGCAGUGAACUCAAUGGGUCAAUCUCCUGAAAAUUUCAUUAAGCUUCAGACUCCACAUCUCGUUUCAGGUUUCCUGUCCCAUAAGUCAUUGAGCAAUCAUAGCAUUGCCCUCUCCUGGCCGAGGCUUGCCAUUGCAGGCAAUAUAACAGAGUAUGUGGUGCAUUGGUAUCCUGUUGGAGACAUUGAAGAGAUUCAGUGGAUUAGGGUGGUGGACACGAAAGCCAAUAUUACCGGUCUACGGCCUCAAGAAUGCUUUCAGGGUGCUGUUACAGCUCUGACCUCAAAUGGUCCUGUGGCAUCUAAUAAAGACCUCUCCACAUGGCAGUCAGCUCCAGAACAGGGUCCGGUUCCUCAACAAGUGAAGAAGAAGACUGAGAGUUUAAUAGUAAAAUGGUCUAAAAUUCCUCAAGAAAAGAGAGGAGGCUGUUUGAAAAAAUACACAGUCUACUUGAUGGACAAGUCGAAGGGGGAAAUACACCAUUACAGUGUGGACUAUCCAUUGACAGAGUAUAUCAUCAGUGGUUUGUCACCUGGGCAGUGCUACAAUCUGUGGGUCACGGCCUGGACAGAUGCUGGAGAGGGACCCAGAGGAAGUGAUCUCCCAUUCUGCACACCAACAGAUACAGAGAGACUACUUUCCCUUGUGAUCUUGGCUGGUGGAGCAGUACUCUUUUUCUGUCUUUUCCUCAUCUGCAUCUGUCAGUUCUCCUCUGUUCAGAGACGAUUCCUAAGUUGUUUCCAGUGUCUGCUGCCUAGAGUUAUUCCAGAUCCAGCAAACAGCAAAUGUGCAAAGACUUAUGACAAGGAAAUUCUAUUCUAUCUUCAACAAUAUGACUCCAGCAUGAGCGAGGAGCCUGAAAAUGUGGAAGUGGAGGAAGUGCCCUAUCACCCCAGCUUCACCUGCACCUACAUCAAAAGCUUCUCUCAAGAGUCUGACUCCUCUGAUGCCACGCAGAUCACCAGGAACACGGACAUCUCCGAGGACUACAUCUCCACACACGGAGCAAUAAGUGGAGGAGAGGAGGAGGAGGACGAGGAAAAAGAGAUGGGUUUGGAUGAAUUUGAAUUCUUCCCAAGCAUUCGCAGCCCUUUCUUGGAGCCCCUGGUUUCGACUGGAGGGAAGCUGACACUGGACGUGGUGAAAAUAGACUGCAGUGAAUUCCUUGAUUGCACAUGAUCCUCCAUGGGCAUUAAGAUUUGACCUGAAUUUAACUGUAAUAUGGGUGCUGAAAUGUAAUGAUGGAGAUCACAAACAUCAUUACAAAGACAUAUUUGCAAAAAAGCAUCUUGCUUUUAAUCCCAGCCAUGCCUGAAAGAGGACAAGCGACUUAUCUUUUUUCAUACUGUUCUUUUAUAUCAGAGUGAAAUGGAUAAUGCGAGAGGAAGCAGAGCAGAAUGCUGUUGACUGAAAGGAGGGAACAUGAUGUAAAGUCAGCAUGAAGCAGAAGUUCCAAUAGUCUUUCUUAUUGUGAUCUAUAGGUGAACAAAAUGGGGUUUUGAAGAAGGAAAUCCGGUUUUGGUUCAUCAGGAAUUUAUUGGAUUGCUGUGGUUUGCUGUUAGUAGUUCUUAACCCAGAGUGAGAGCUCUGAGGUGUUGAAGGAGUUUCUUGGCAGGGCUCUAAGUGUACAUUUUAGGGUCUUGACACACCAAAAUGAUUGUUUGUGGCCAAGGUAAGCCAUUGGUAAGCAUCUAUCUGGCGAGUAUUUGCUCACAUUGGAAGCAUGUUCAGCAUGUUAAAACGACAUUGAAGCUGUCAAUGAAUCAACAAACUCUCGUCAAGAUCAUAGUUUCUUGGUCGGUGCACAUGAAUACAAUCAUAAGUGAUGAAAGUGUGCAUAUAAUUCAUGAUGGGUCUCUUAUCUUAUGAUUUUCUCAACUGAACAUACAGUUGAAGUCAGAAUUAUUAGCCCCCCCACCCCCCCAACCACCCCCAAUUUCUGUUUAACGGA
This is a messenger RNA of Danio rerio (zebrafish), 3490 nucleotides long. The record is from RefSeq and is a predicted model, not a curated record. NCBI's taxonomy places the organism in Eukaryota, Metazoa, Chordata, Actinopteri, Cypriniformes, Danionidae.